This is a messenger RNA of Apodemus sylvaticus (European woodmouse), 6249 nucleotides long. RefSeq names its product glutamine--fructose-6-phosphate transaminase 1 (gene Gfpt1). NCBI's taxonomy places the organism in Eukaryota, Metazoa, Chordata, Mammalia, Rodentia, Muridae. The record is from RefSeq and is a predicted model, not a curated record. The coding region runs from base 155 to 2200 and encodes 681 amino acids. Gene Ontology annotation, biological process: protein N-linked glycosylation; UDP-N-acetylglucosamine metabolic process; carbohydrate derivative biosynthetic process. The transcript has 19 exons. Gene Ontology annotation, molecular function: L-glutamine:D-fructose-6-phosphate transaminase (isomerizing) activity; carbohydrate derivative binding.
GCGGCAGUUGAGAGCCGAGCGGCGAGUCCGGCAGCCGUGUCUGAGCUGUCGCAUCUCGGAGUCCAUCUCAUCGCCGACACCCCGGCCCGAGCUCAUCUUCGCUACUGAAGCUCUCGCGCGCCCGACAGCUCGGCCCUCGCCCGUGACCACCAUCAUGUGCGGUAUAUUUGCUUAUUUAAAUUACCAUGUUCCUCGAACAAGACGAGAAAUCUUGGAGACACUAAUCAAAGGCCUUCAGAGACUGGAGUACAGAGGAUAUGAUUCUGCUGGUGUGGGACUUGAUGGAGGCAAUGACAAAGACUGGGAAGCCAACGCCUGCAAAAUCCAGCUCAUUAAGAAGAAAGGAAAAGUUAAGGCUCUGGAUGAAGAAGUUCACAAGCAACAAGAUAUGGACUUGGAUAUAGAAUUUGAUGUGCAUCUUGGAAUAGCUCAUACCCGUUGGGCGACACACGGAGAGCCCAGUCCUGUCAACAGUCAUCCCCAGCGCUCUGAUAAAAAUAAUGAAUUCAUUGUUAUUCAUAAUGGAAUCAUCACCAACUACAAAGACUUGAAAAAGUUUCUGGAAAGCAAAGGCUAUGACUUUGAAUCUGAAACAGACACAGAAACCAUUGCCAAGCUCGUCAAGUACAUGUAUGACAACUGGGAAAGUCAGGACGUCAGUUUUACUACCUUGGUGGAGAGAGUUAUCCAACAAUUGGAAGGCGCCUUUGCUCUUGUCUUUAAAAGUGUCCAUUUCCCCGGGCAAGCAGUUGGCACAAGGCGGGGUAGCCCUCUCUUGAUUGGUGUUCGGAGUGAACAUAAGCUUUCUACAGAUCACAUUCCGAUUCUGUACAGAACAGGCAAAGACAAGAAAGGAGGCUGUGGUCUCGCCCGUGUGGACAGCACGACAUGCCUUUUCCCUGUUGAGGAAAAGGCAGUUGAAUAUUACUUUGCUUCUGAUGCAAGUGCUGUGAUAGAGCACACCAAUCGAGUCAUCUUUCUGGAAGAUGAUGACGUUGCAGCAGUGGUGGAUGGCCGUCUCUCUAUCCACCGAAUUAAACGAACUGCAAGAGACCAUCCUGGCCGGGCAGUACAAACUCUCCAGAUGGAGCUCCAGCAGAUCAUGAAGGGCAACUUCAGUUCAUUUAUGCAGAAGGAAAUUUUUGAGCAGCCAGAAUCCGUUGUGAACACAAUGAGAGGAAGAGUCAAUUUUGAUGACUACACUGUGAAUUUGGGAGGUUUGAAAGAUCACAUUAAGGAGAUCCAGCGGUGUCGGCGGUUGAUUCUUAUUGCUUGUGGCACAAGUUACCACGCUGGUAUGGCAACCCGUCAGGUCCUGGAGGAGCUGACAGAGUUGCCAGUGAUGGUGGAGCUUGCCAGUGACUUCUUGGAUAGAAACACUCCAGUCUUCCGAGAUGACGUUUGCUUUUUCAUUAGUCAAUCAGGUGAGACAGCUGACACCCUGAUGGGUCUUCGUUACUGUAAGGAGAGAGGAGCCUUAACUGUGGGGAUCACAAAUACAGUCGGCAGUUCUAUAUCAAGGGAGACAGACUGCGGGGUUCAUAUUAACGCUGGUCCUGAGAUUGGUGUGGCCAGUACCAAGGCUUACACCAGCCAGUUUGUGUCCCUUGUGAUGUUUGCCCUCAUGAUGUGUGAUGACAGGAUCUCCAUGCAAGAGAGACGCAAAGAGAUCAUGCUUGGACUGAAGCGGCUGCCGGACUUGAUUAAGGAAGUGCUGAGCAUGGAUGAUGAAAUCCAGAAGCUGGCGACCGAGCUUUACCACCAGAAGUCGGUUCUGAUAAUGGGACGAGGCUACCAUUAUGCUACCUGCCUUGAAGGAGCCCUGAAAAUCAAAGAGAUUACGUACAUGCAUUCUGAAGGCAUCCUCGCUGGGGAGCUAAAGCACGGCCCCCUGGCCUUGGUGGACAAGCUCAUGCCCGUCAUCAUGAUCAUCAUGCGAGACCACACUUACACCAAGUGCCAGAACGCUCUUCAGCAAGUGGUUGCACGGCAGGGGCGUCCAGUCGUGAUCUGUGAUAAGGAGGAUAUUGAGACCAUUAAGAACACAAAAAGGACAAUCAAGGUGCCCCACUCAGUGGACUGCUUGCAGGGCAUUCUCAGUGUGAUCCCCCUACAGCUGCUGGCUUUCCACCUGGCCGUGCUGAGAGGCUACGACGUUGAUUUCCCACGGAAUCUUGCCAAAUCUGUAACAGUAGAGUAAAAGACACCUGAAACUUAAGACAGUUAAGCAACACAAAGAUACCUUUUGUAUUUAAAUUUUUGAUUUAAAAUGUUGCCUCCUAAAAGCCUUUUUUAGUAAAUCUUAUUUAUAUAUCAGUUAUAAUUAUCCCACUCAACUAAUGAUUUUUGUGCAAUUGUCUCAUUUUCAAUAAUACAUGGGGGAGUUUGAUUCGUAGAAUUUAAAUCUAAACCUAAAAUCAGAGCGAUCUUAGCUGUACUUUGUUUAAAGACCUGGAUAAUGGAUUUCUGUGUCCUACACGGCAAUCAAGGAGGCUUGUUGGAUGUUUGAGAUGCUUGGUGUUGCUUUAGCAUAACUUGAUUCAGUUGGACUGAGAGAAGACUCAAAGUCAGUGCGUGCCAGUGCCCGGACAGCCACCAAAGGCUUUGCUCCACUAUUUAUACAUAGAAGAUGCUGCAGUUCAUUUUGAAGCUUGUUUCUGUUUUGUUUUUAAAUCAAACUGUACACCAAAAACCUUGGUGAGAUUUUUUAUCUUAGUUUAGUUAGUUACAUUGGUUGGAACAUGUCUGUCAUCUCUGUGGACAGUGCAUUUGGGUCCUCCACACCUACACAGAAGGCCUUGUGGCAUGCCACACAUCUGUCCUAUUAGACACUGACGUGUGACUGGACAUUUGAAGAUAGGACACAGGGAGCCUGCUCCUUAUUUCUUCAUCUCCUAAGAGUGGUUUGCAUUUUCUUGCUACUGUAGAGCUUAGCUGAAAAACACUGUUGAAUGACAUACUUGGUAGCCUUUGAAAUCAACAGAGGUGCUGUCAAGCAUCUUAGAUUGGUAUCAGCAUGCGCAGUUCUCUUUUCAGCUUUGUCCCAAGAAGCGUUUCCUGUGAUUGCGUUUAACUUCUUCCCUGCCUUGUUGCAGAAAACAUCCGUGGGUGCCAGUUUGGAAGUUCUUUCUAGCUGCUUGGGAGAUUUGCACACUUUGCUGCUCAUUUGGCCCUCAGUGCAUGUGGCAGACUUGGCUUGGAACGGCACAUGCUCAACACUGGAGUGCCAUCAGUUUCAGGGUUGCUUUCUCGAUGUUUUCCUUUGGACUGUCUUGGCUCCUGUUCAGGAAUGAAUGCAGUAUAAAUAAGUGAUACUGUCAUGCCUUCAGCUGAUAGUGUCAUAAAUGCAAGUCAGCAAUCUGAAUAAAAUAUUUAAAAUAGAACAUUAGUUUAACACCCCAAAAAUGUGCAGAGUAAUUUCUUCCCAGAGCUGUUUAGGUCAGAUGAUGUGGGCAGUGGGAAGGUGUGUUUCUGCUCCGGUCAGGUCUGUGAGUUUCCAAAGCUUUCCCCUGAGCACCGCGAAAGCACAGUGCUUAGCGCGGUUGGCAGCUCGCACUGUGCGUUUGCACUUGAUGGUAAACAGUGCUUUGAAGCUGGCUUGGAGAGAGAGUUGAUGUCAUUCUAGGCAUUUGGGAAGGCUUCUCUCACACUGAUAGAGACUGGAAACCUGAUUUCUAAAACCAUAAGACAGGGCCACAAUUCAUACUCCAUGUCGCUGCCGUGGUUUUGUUUCUCUGUUGUAUUUAUCCCUAAGACUUCAUGUUAGUGUAACGUGUGCAAUGUUAUUUCUAAUGUCUGAUGUAGUAGCACAGCUGCUCAGGUUUGGGCAUGGCUCUGGUUUGGUUUGUUGCAUUUCCUGUGUUGCUCUGGAACAUAGGGUGGUGUUGGUAUGCUGAGACACUGUGAAAUUAGGAGACGAUCAGCUCAGUGAUCUUAGGCCUGGUGAGCGCAGUGACUAACCCAGAGUCCUGUUGGAGCAGUUUUAAACUCUACAGUUCAGUCUUGCUAACCACCCCCUGUAUAGCAGAAUGUCACAACUUUUUUUGUUUUUUGUCUAUAACUUUGAACCCAUUCACCAGUUUCCCUUCCUACACACUGCAAGCUAGAACAAAUACUAAACCAGUCAGAAGCCCAAAUGAGGACCAGAGUGUGUUGUCUAAACAAAGGUUAUUCUUUUCCAUGUCCCAUUUUGCUUUCUACUUAAAUUCUUUUAUUAAUUCUUAAUACCUAGAUAUUUUAGCAAGGCAAGGCACUAGGUGAGUAGGUCUCGCCAAUUUGGUAUACUACAGGACAUAGAAAUCUAAUUUUUCAAAACAAAAAUACCCAUAAAAGGGAGGCUUUCUAUUAAAAUUCUUUCCCCACCUCCCUUUAGUUUUUCAAGACAGGGUUUCUCUUGAAACCUUGCAGUCCUGGCUGUCUUAGAACUCACUCUAUAGAUUAGGCUGGCCUCGAACUCACAGAGACCUACCUGCCUCUGCCUCCCGAGUGCUGGCAUCAAAGGCGUGCACUGCCAUUGCCUGGCUAAAAUUCUUUCUUUCUAAAAAGUAAUUAUUUUAUUUGUUUACAUUUUAAAUGUCCUCCUUCCUAGUCUCCCCAUCACAAACCUCCCAGCCCAUUUCCCACCCGCCUCCCGUUUGCCUCUAAGAGAGUGCUCACCCGCCCCAACCUCACCCCUCUAGCAUCUCCCUUCUCUGGGGCAUCAAGCCUCCACAGGAUCGAGCACAUCUUAUAGUGUGUUUAAAGUUUAAGUUCGCACAUGCAUCCUUACCUGGGAGUUCUUGCUGGACAGGGAAGACAGCCAGGCACCGAAUACAUGGCCCAGUUGGUGGUAUUACUUUGAAAUCAGCUUUAAAAAAAAAAAAAACAAAAAACCUAGGCCAUAAGAGUAGAAAGGUUAGAAGGUAAACUCUUAGUCUGUGACUGGCUCAGUGACUGUGUCUGAGCCGGCUGCUGUGCUGGGCUCAGAGCUACACCCUCGCAGCAGUUCUGACUGUCCCUGGGGGACCUGGUCCUUGUGAGGCACAGGCGGGAGGGUGGAAAGGCGGAGCUGGGCUGAGGUAUUAAAUGCUGGGAUGGGAUUGCUUAACAUGUUCAUAAGCAGUUGCCUCAGCCUGUCUGUGAAACAGGGAUCUACGGUACUAUAAAGAAUGGCAGUUAAUAAUAUGACAAGCAGUUGUGUGUCCCUGCUCCUCAGGUGCACAGGGUACUGUGUAGAAGGCUUUUAGUUCAGAAAGCUAACUCAGCUUUUCUGUAGCAGGUUGGUUAUGAGGUGACAUGACAGGUAUCCCUUUCAGUCCAGGCCUCUUGCCUCAAGAUGGAGGAAAGGAGCCCGGACUCAUUCCCUUGUAGAGGGAAACUAAUAACCUGUUCAUAACACACCUUUAGCCUUUGGGGUUACUCUUUUAUCUUUUUUUAUAAUUAGGAUAUUCUAGAGCAAUAAAAGCAACUAAGGUUACCUGUUUAUUAUAUACUUUAACUGGUAUGAUUUUUCUAAAAAAAAUAAUAAAGCACAAUGUCAUUGGAAAAUGUUUGUAAAAAAAAAAAAGAAUUCAUAAUUCACAAUUUGGGAAGGCCAAAGACAUGGAAGGGAAAGGUGAAGACAUUUUGGUUUAUGACAUCCACACAUUUAGUGUGAGUUGUAUGCACAGUAAUGCUAGGCAGGGUUUUAACUUUGGAGACAUAUUUCACAUGGCUUUUAUUUAGUUUCACAUUCAAAAGUUUUAACAUAAGUUGGUCAUUCUCAUUGUAUUUAAAGAUUGUUAAUAAGUAUUUCAGUAUCUUUAUAGCUUGAAUUUAUUUAAGCAUAUCCUCAGAUCUGGGAUGAUGACAGACAAUAAAACUGACAGCAUUGGCUUGAAUCGUAAUGUCCAUAGUUUUCAGCAAGACUGCUAAGUUUUGUUGUGUUAACUAAGUCCGUACUCGUUUGAUCGUGAUGUUCUAAAGGCUGGUGAUGGCAUCAUAGAAGACAUCACCUUAGCUUGUUUCUGUGCUAGUUUCCAGAGGGAGUAGAAAUGGUCUUGCUAACUUUUGAAUGUUCUCUGGUUGAAUGUGUUUUUCCAUUAAUAAAGUUUUGAUAUUUGUUUAAAUUAUACUUCUGUGGGCCUGGGGGUUAGAAUAAUCAUUGCUCUGUUUGAUUUUGUAUUCUUUUAAAUGAAUGUUUAGUUUUCUGAGCCAGAUGGUUAUUUCAUCCUUUUGUCCUGUUCAAUCCAGUGACUACACCGGGACUGUGAAUAAAUUACCUAAAACCUU